Lactuca virosa is the source of this 1038-nucleotide messenger RNA. The record is from the annotation of a GenBank genome assembly. NCBI's taxonomy places the organism in Eukaryota, Viridiplantae, Streptophyta, Magnoliopsida, Asterales, Asteraceae.
AUGACGAAUGCCAGGAUCUUUGAUGUAACAUCUUAUGGUGCAAUAGGAGAUGGGGAUACAGAUGACUCUGAACCGUUUCUUCGAACCUGGGAAGAUUUAUGUGGAGAUGAUUCGCCAGAUCCCACCAUGAUCAUACCAAAGAAGACCUUUUUGAUAGGACCUGUGUCAUUCCAUGGUCCAUGCAAUUACCAUGUGGUACAUGUUCAGCUUUUGGGCAACAUCACUGCACCGAAGACAUUCAAUGGAUGGAAAGGUUGUGUAGAAAAAAGAAAUUGGAUAGAUUUCGUAUCAGUGCACCGACUCAGCAUUCAUGGACCUGGUCAAAUUGAUGGUCAAGGCUCGAUCUGGUGGGGAAAUGAGGCGUUACAUUUUCAUAGGUGUGAUGGCCUUCGGCUAAGUGGCACAACACAUAUUAAUAGCCCAAACCAUCAUAUUGGCAUUAAUGGUUGCAAUAAUGUAAAUGUUGGAAAUCUUCAAAUUUUUGCACCUGAACGCAGCCCAAAUACUGAUGGAAUCGACAUCAGUUCAUCAUCCCAUGUUAACAUCCAUGACUCGAUUAUUCGAACUGGUGAUGAUUGUGUGGCUAUUAAUGGUGGCACCAUUAAUAUCAAUAUAACAAGAGUGAUAUGUGGACCUGGUCAUGGCAUAAGCAUUGGAAGCCUUGGCAAAAAUGGUGAUUAUCAUACAGUGGAACAAAAUGGGAGGGGGUAUGCGAAGGGGAUCUUAUUUCAGGACAUUCAUCUCGUAGAUGUUAAAAAUCCAAUUAUAAUUGAUCAACAUUACUGCAGUCAAUCUCUAGAUGCCUUUUGCCCAGCACCGCCAUCAAUGCAAGCAGUAAAAGUGAGUGACGUAACGUAUAUUAAUGUACAUGGGACUUCAUCAAAUAAGCAAGCAAUUACUUUCAAUUGCAGCGGGAGGUUUAAGUGCACUAAAAUCACAACCAACGAAGUUAGAAUCUCUGGAGAAAAUGUUUUUGCUUACUGCAAUAACGCUAAUGGUAAAUUUUUGGAUACAAACCCAAGGGUCAAUUGCGAAUAG